Podarcis raffonei (Aeolian wall lizard) is the source of this 2324-nucleotide messenger RNA. It is a transcript of the gene SASH3, whose product is annotated as SAM and SH3 domain containing 3. Gene Ontology annotation, cellular component: cytoplasm; nucleus. The record is from RefSeq and is a predicted model, not a curated record. Gene Ontology annotation, biological process: positive regulation of immunoglobulin production; positive regulation of adaptive immune response; positive regulation of B cell proliferation. Lineage: Eukaryota; Metazoa; Chordata; Lepidosauria; Squamata; Lacertidae. Gene Ontology annotation, molecular function: protein binding. The coding region runs from base 104 to 1216 and encodes 370 amino acids. The transcript has 8 exons.
CUGCCUACUUCCUGGCCUCUGUCGCUUCUCGUAGCCUGCUGCUUCUCUCUGGCUUACUUUCUUGCUCUGCCUGUCACUGAAUGUACUCUGGAGAGAGAGCACCAUGUUGCGCCGGAAGCCAUCUAAUGCCAGCGAGAAGGACCCAGUGCAGAAGAGGAAGCUGUCCCUGCAGCGAUCCAGCAGCUUCAAGGACUUUCCUAAAUCCAAACCCAGCUCCCCUCUACCAAGUGAGAAGGAAUUCAACCUAGAGGAGGAGGUCCCCGAAGGCAGUCAGACAAACUCUGUGCCCAGCCCAGAUGACUCAGGCCGAAGCAGCACCUCAAAGCUGGGUAAGAGAUGGAGAGCUGCCAUCUCCCGUACCAUGAACAGGAAGACUGGCAAAGCAGCUGCCAAAGCUCUCGCAGAGCAGGGGGAGGCUGAAGACGAGGCUGCUGCAUCUCCCAUCAGCAGCCCCACUGAAGACGAAGGCCCAGUCUUUCCAGAAUCAAGUGAGGAGACGAGCAGCUCUCCAUCACCAAAUGGGACUGAAUUGUCCAAUCCCAGACUGAUGGGAAGCAGCUGCAGCAGCAGCAAGAAGGGAGACAAGGCCAGCCCCAUACCCUACGUUGGCCCUUUUUGUGGAAAAGCCAAAGUUCACACUGACUUCCUCCCCAGCCCGUAUGAUAAAGACUCUCUGAAACUUCAGAAAGGAGAUGUCAUCCACAUCAUUGCAAAGGCACCUGCAGGUACCUGGACUGGUCUUUUGAACAACAAAGUGGGCUCCUUCAAGUUCAUCUAUGUGGACAUCAUCCCAGACGACCCUGCGCCAGUUGCAAAGAGCAGUUCGCGAAGCAGGAGCAAGAGGCCCAAACCCAAGACCUUGCAUGAACUGCUGGAACGCAUGAAUCUUGAGGAGUAUGCCUCUACAUUGCUACUGAAUGGCUACCAGACCUUGGAGGACUUCAAAGAGCUGCAAGAGACCCACCUGAAUGAACUGAAUAUAACUGACCCACAACACCGUGCCAAGCUGCUAACAGCAGCGGACCUCCUGCUUGAUUAUGACACAAGCAGUGAGGCUGAAGAUGAAGGAGGAAGCUUGGGGGCCCCUGGAGAGCCAAAGGGAGACAUUCCCCGUGAUUCUGGCUGCUUUGAAGGGACAGAGACACUGGACAGCGGGCGAGAAGACGCUAAGCUGGGGGAAGAGCUGCAAAAUCUCUCUCUGGCUGGCUCACGCUGAGAAAAGGUUUUUCCUUCUUCGUCCUUGGGGUUGGUUUGGCAAAUGUAAGCAGUCAUCCAAAAUGCGCCUGCCUCCAAGACAGAAGAUACAGCUGCAAAAUCAAAAGUUCCCUCUUCAGAAAGAGCAAGAGCAUUGCUGCAGCCUUACUACUCCCAGAGUAUUGGCUGGAUAAAUCAAUAAAUCUGUCAGGUCCCAGAAACUCUGCCUUUCCCCAGGCUAGAAAUUUUAAGAACAGGUUUUUGCAUUUAGAAAGGCUUGUUGUUUAGCCUUCUUGCAUGCAGUUGGCUCAAGCUGUCCCCCCACCACAGGUACUGAGAACUAUUGAACAUGAUGCUGAGCUGAGGAUGGUUACUGUUCUCCCCAUAGGCUCGGUACCUUCUGGCUCAAAGGACACCCCAACCCCCCUUACGCAAAAUACAGAACCGACACAAGAGGGGUCAUGACUGAAGGCUGGAGGUAGAACUAAAUAACUGUGGUCUGUAUCCCUGAAGAAGAGCAGCAGAUGCAGAGAUUAAUGCUCUGAAUGUAGCCACUGCUUUCCCCUUCUUUGUGUUGUGGAAUGGAAAAAGGCUCCCCAGGAGGAACAACGACCUAAAAAGCAGGGUGGCUUGCUCUAAUGUGGGGAGGAAAUGAAGAUGGACAAUUUACUACUUUUUUUUGCUUUGAAUAUACCCAUAAUUAUCUUGUUUAAAAUGACGUGUGGUACUGCAACGAGAGAGAGAAAGCAGGGAAGGGCCAUAACUCAGUGGCAGAAUGCAUGUUUUAUACAAGGACAGUCCCAGGUUGGAUUCAUGGCAUAGCCAGGCAGGCCACGAGAUGCUUCCUGUCUGAAACUCUUGGGAUGCUGCUGGCAGUGUGGACUAAAGCUCGAUGGACUAUUGGUCUGGCUAAAUAUAAGGAAGCUUCCUGUGUAUCUGGUCAACAUCAGGUAGGUGUAAUUCACAGGCCAGCUGAGCUGCCUCUGAGAAGCAGCACCAUUUGGAUUAGGAGGUCUGCACUUUACUGGCUGGGGAUGUUGGGCUGUGUUUGGCAAAUUGAACCAGGGUUUCUUGGGGUAAGAUUUAGCCUCUUUGUACAGGAUCCCAAUAAAGCACAUUUACCCCCCAAA